Acinonyx jubatus (cheetah) is the source of this 1844-nucleotide messenger RNA. RefSeq names its product geranylgeranyl diphosphate synthase 1 (gene GGPS1). Gene Ontology annotation, biological process: isoprenoid biosynthetic process. The transcript has 4 exons. Gene Ontology annotation, molecular function: prenyltransferase activity. Bases 600 to 1502 code for a protein of 300 amino acids. The record is from RefSeq and is a predicted model, not a curated record. NCBI's taxonomy places the organism in Eukaryota, Metazoa, Chordata, Mammalia, Carnivora, Felidae.
GCUGAACCGGAUUGUGUAUGAGUUUUCCGUACUUGCUAGAGAAGGGGUGGAGCGGUAGGUGACCCAGUGGGGCGGAAGGGGGCAACUGAGCGGAGAGGAAGCAGAAACCUCUCCUCUCCUGCGGGCUCGGUACCAGCAUAGUAGACCCUUGAAGUUCUUUUGCCAAGUCUCUGUUAAAAAUCUGCCUUGAGGUUAUUUAAAUCCACUGCUUUUAUCUCAGGCAGUUUUCUUCAGCUCUGUCAUCUCCCAAAGUUUAAGUGGAGGAUUCACUCUGCGUUUCACAGCUACGCUGAGUGUCACUAUUUAGCAAUUUUGAAACCAGAUCGUUCCCUUAAAAAAAAAAAAAAAAAAAAACCUUCACGGUAUUAUAACUUUUCAUAUUGCAAGUCUGUUCCUUGGUUUCAUUUUUUUAGAGCGUUAGAAGGCACUUUCCGUUAGUUCAUUCAAUCCUUCACAUAUUUAUUGAGCGCCUACCAUGUGGAAAAACGGAACAGCCCCUGCCUUCGUGGACCUAAACCUAGUGAGACAGACAGAUACAAAAUGGACACACAAUUGAAUGUGAAGUUAAUAGCAGUGAUCAGCUUUGAAAUUCAAAAACAAUGGAGAAGACGCAAGAAACAGUGCAAAGAAUUCUUCUAGAACCCUAUAAGUAUUUACUUCAGUUACCAGGUAAACAAGUGAGAACCAAACUUUCACAGGCAUUUAAUCAUUGGCUCAAAGUUCCAGAAGAUAAGCUGCAGAUUAUCAUUGAAGUGACAGAGAUGUUGCAUAAUGCCAGUUUGCUCAUCGACGAUAUCGAAGACAACUCAAAACUCCGACGUGGCUUUCCUGUGGCACACAGUAUCUAUGGGAUUCCGUCCGUCAUCAAUUCUGCCAAUUACGUGUAUUUUCUUGGCCUAGAGAAAGUCUUAACCCUUGAUCACCCCGAUGCGGUAAAGCUUUUUACCCACCAGCUUCUGGAACUCCACCAGGGACAAGGCCUAGAUAUCUAUUGGAGGGAUAAUUACACUUGUCCCACCGAAGAAGAAUAUAAGGCUAUGGUGCUACAAAAGACAGGUGGGCUGUUUGGAUUAGCAGUGGGUCUCAUGCAGUUGUUCUCUGAUUACAAAGAAGAUCUAAAGCCACUACUUAAUACACUCGGGCUCUUUUUCCAAAUUAGGGAUGAUUAUGCUAAUCUGCACUCCAAAGAAUAUAGUGAAAACAAAAGCUUUUGUGAAGAUCUAACAGAGGGAAAGUUCUCGUUCCCUACUAUUCAUGCCAUCUGGUCAAGGCCUGAAAGCACCCAGGUGCAGAGUAUCUUGCGCCAGAGAACCGAAAAUAUAGAUAUUAAAAAAUACUGUGUACAUUAUCUUGAGAAUGUAGGUUCUUUUGAAUACACUCGGAGUACUCUUAAAGAGCUUGAAUCUAAAGCCUAUAAACAAAUUGAUGCACGUGGUGGGAACCCUGAGCUUGUAGCUCUAAUAAAGCACUUAAGCAAAAUGUUCAAAGAAGAGAAUGAAUAAUACUAAGUCAUUCUUGAUUAGGCCUGGGAGCUUAUUUUAGUUGAUUUUUUUUUCUUUUUUUUUUUUUUUUUUUGUCUUUUAGCCUAUCACUUUUUUAAAAAUUAGGACCAAGCUGUUAGUCUCCUCAAACUGAGUGAAUUGGGGUGAUGUGAGUGAGAUUGUUUCAAUUUAGAACCCCUUUGUACAGAUAAUCAUAAUAGUACAAAGUUGAUGGAAUCAAAAGGAGCCACAUUUAAAUAGGUCUAAUAUGAAUGUCAGAAUGUGCUGUGUUGGGACCUUAUGGACAACUGCCACAAAUGUUCUGCUAAUUCUAUCAAUAAAGAAGACUUCAGCUUCCGGGAA